Messenger RNA from Xiphophorus hellerii (green swordtail), 1703 nucleotides. Its product is annotated as gastrula zinc finger protein XlCGF8.2DB-like. The record is from RefSeq and is a predicted model, not a curated record. Gene Ontology annotation, molecular function: RNA polymerase II cis-regulatory region sequence-specific DNA binding; DNA-binding transcription factor activity. Gene Ontology annotation, biological process: regulation of transcription by RNA polymerase II. The coding region runs from base 76 to 1101 and encodes 341 amino acids. The transcript has a single exon. NCBI's taxonomy places the organism in Eukaryota, Metazoa, Chordata, Actinopteri, Cyprinodontiformes, Poeciliidae.
CAUACAGAUGAAAAACCGUUCACAUGUGCAACUUGUGGAAAAAGUUUUCAUCAGAUUGGCACUUUAAACAGACACAUGAAAACUCACUCAGGUGAGAAGCCUUACACGUGCACAACCUGUGGAAAAGGUUUAGCGUCUAAAUCUCAGUUACUUUAUCACAUGACGACUCAUACAGGUGAGAGGCCUUUCUCUUGUGGGACCUGUGGAAAAGGUUUCCGGAGGAAAUCUGACUUGACUUGUCACAUCAGAGUUCACACAGGUGAGAAACCGUACUCAUGUGGGACCUGUGGAAAAAAUUUCACUUAUAAAAAAAGUUUAACUGUUCACAUGAGAGUUCACACGGGUGAGAAGCCUUUUUCAUGUGGGACCUGUGGAAAAUGUUUCAGUCAUAAAAAAACUUUAACUGCUCACAUUAGAUUUCACACAGGUGAGAAGAUGAUCUCUUGUGGCAUAUGUGGAAAAGAUUACUUGUUUAAAUCUCAGUUAGUUGUUCACAUGAGAACUCACACAGGUGAGAAGCCUUUCUCAUGUGGAACUUGUGGAAAAAGUUUCCCGUAUAAAAAAAGUUUAAAUAUUCACAUGAGAACUCACACUGGUGAGAAGCCUUUCUCAUGUGAGAUCUGUGGAAAAAGUUUAACUCGUAAAAACAGCUUAACUGCUCACAUGAUGAUUCAUACAGAAGAGAAGCCGUUCUCAUGUGGAACCUGUGGGAAAAGUUUUAUUCAUAAAAAAAGUUUAAAUGCUCACAUGAGAUUUCAUACAGGUGAGAAGACUUUCUCUUGUGGCACCUGUGGAAGAAAUUGGUUGUAUAAAUCUCACUUAGUUAUUCACAUGAGAACUCACACAGGUGAGAAGCCUUUCUCAUGUGCGACCUGUGGAAAAUGUUUUGCUGUAAAAUACCUUUUACAUUUUCACAUGAAGACUCAUACAGGAGAUAAUUCUUUCUCAUGUGGGACCUGUGGAAAAUGUUUUCCUUUUAGGUCAUUUUUACUUCUUCACAUGAACAGACACACAAGAGAGAAGUCUUUCUCCUGUGGGAUCUGUGGGAAAAGUUUCACUAAAAAAUACCUUUUAACUUCUCACAUCAGAAUUCACACGUGAGUAGUAGCUAUGCAUUGAUUUAUCAGCCAGCCGAUUAAUCUAUGUUGAUUUCCUUAAUUUUGGGACAUUGGUGAUCAGCAGAAACAUGCAUGUGAAGCCGAUCUGAUCCCCCAAUUUUAUUGACCUGAGCUUUUGUCUUCUGCUCCGUUGAGAGGUUUGACUAUUACACCGGCCCACCAGGUCAUGUCUGCACUUUUGCAAUCGGUGCACCCUUAGUGAAAAGUGAGGAAAAUGUUUUGUGUGUAGAUCCAGUUUACGUCAUCACAUGAAGAUUCACACGGGUUAGAAGCCUUUCUUUUGUAGGUCCUGUAGAAAAUGUUUCACUCAUUAGAAAUGUAACCGUUCACAUGAGAACUCACACAGGUUUGAUGGCACAAUGUGAACCUCAAGUAAGAUUCUCAGUAACUUGCUGUUUGGAAGUGGAGUAAUUGCAACCGACACAUUUUGUUCUGGCAAUUUUAUAUUUCCAUUUUAUUUAAUGAAACUAAGGAAGAGAUUGUCUCUUAAAGAAACAAUGAGUUUGAAUGCUUUAAUAUUUAGACUUCUAAAAUUUUGAAACCUUUAUUGUGUUUAUACUUUGUACUUUGUUUUAUUUCAAUGAU